AUGGACACCCCAAAUGGCGCCGCAUCACGGCCCCGCGUCCUCUGUCCCGAGAAGCUCUCCCAGGACGGCCUCGCCCUCUUGCGCAAGACACUAGACGUCGACGAAAAGAAGGGUCUUUCCUCCGAGCAACUCAUCGAGAUCAUACCAGAUUACGACGCGCUUCUGGUCCGCUCAGAAACGAAAGUCACCGCACAGUUACUCAAUGCCGCCCGCCGCCUCAAAGUCGUUGCCCGUGCGGGCGUGGGCGUCGACAACGUCGAUGUGCCCGCUGCCACGAGGCUGGGUAUCGUCGUCGUCAACUCGCCGAGCGGGAAUAUCCAGGCUGCCGCCGAGCAUACCAUCGCUUUACUGAUGAGCAUGGCGCGUAACGUGCCCGAUGCAUGUGCGAGUCUCAAGGCGGGCAAGUGGGAACGCAGUCGGCUGGUGGGCGUCGAAGUCAAGGGGAAGACGCUGGGAGUGGUUGGACUAGGAAAAGUUGGCCUCAUCGUUGCGCGAAUGGCUCGUGGCUUGGGCAUGAAUGUCGUCGCUGCCGACCCGUACGCCUCCGCAUCGGUCGCCGCGGCCGCUAACGUCACCUUGGUCGAAUCUCUAUCCGCCCUGCUCCCGCUCUCCGACUUCUUAACGAUCCACACCCCCAUGCUAGCCUCAACGCGGGGGAUGCUCUCGUCGUCCGAACUCGACACGAUGAAACGAGGAUCUCGCAUUCUGAACGUCGCUCGCGGCGGCAUCAUUGAUGAGUCCGCGCUCCUGUCUGCCUUGGAAAGUGGCCAUAUCGCAGGUGCUGCGAUCGAUGUGUUCACGUCGGAGCCGCCAGCCGGUGACUCUGCGGCUGCGAAAUUGAUUGCCCAUCCGAAGUGCAUCGCGACGCCGCAUCUCGGUGCGAGCACGGUCGAAGCGCAGGAGAAUGUGUCCAUCGAUGUAUGUGAGCAGGUGCUCCAGAUUCUGGCGGGUGACCUGCCGCGAAGUGCUGUCAAUGCGCCGAUUAUCUUGCCGGCCGAGUAUAAGACGUUGCAGCCUUUUGUUAGAUUGGUCGAAAAAAUGGGCUCCCUCUACACGCAACACUUCACCUCCCCAAAUCAACCUUUCGGUCGCAACUUCAACACAUUCGACCUGAUCUACGAAGGCGAGCUGGCGCAAAUGUCCAGUACGAAACCGCUUUUCGCCGCGCUGAUCAAAGGGCUUACUUCACCUAUCAGCGACGCCGAGGGGUUCAAUGUCAAUAUAGUCAAUGCCGAGAUGGUGGCCAAAGAGCGUGGGAUCUUCGUGAAUGAACAGAAGAGUCGCGAUCCGAGUACGCAGGCAUAUAGCAGUCUCGUCACGCUGGUAGCGCGCAGUGGGUCGAGAGCCCCGAGCUUGAGUCGUGCUACAAGCGCGAACGACACCAGGAUCACAAGUAUUGCAGCGACGGCGAAUGCAGGGGCUUUGGGAGGAGGAGGACAAGGAGAUGUUGGAACCCAACAUAUCAUUGCGGGCUAUUGCAGCGACAAUACGCCCUUCAUCUCACGGGUUGACCGUUUCGCGACGAGUUUCGUGCCCGAGGGAACAUUGCUGAUCUGUCACAACUAUGACUCGCCGGGAAAGAUUGGGCUUGUGGGGAGCAUCCUAGGCAGGGAGGGGGUGAAUAUCAAUUUUAUGAGCGUGGCACCGGCAGCGCAUACGGCAGCGAACGUGGUCAAGGGCGACGGCAAGGAUGAUGGAGCCUUGGAGACGAAUGAGGCGCUUAUGAUUUUGGGCGUGGACAAGGAGGUUGGCGAGAAUGUCAAGAAGGAGCUGGUCAAUGCCAAAGGCGUGCUGAAUGUAAGUAGUGUCACGUUGUGAGUGGGAAGGAGAAGCACCGGGCCAUUGGGCCGUUGGACACGUGGGAAAUAUGAGAAAGGGGCUCGACAUCUUACCGGGUGGGCGGCGUAUU
This is a messenger RNA of Exophiala xenobiotica, 1909 nucleotides long. Its product is annotated as phosphoglycerate dehydrogenase. Gene Ontology annotation, molecular function: NAD binding; phosphoglycerate dehydrogenase activity. The record is from RefSeq and is a predicted model, not a curated record. Gene Ontology annotation, biological process: L-serine biosynthetic process. Lineage: Eukaryota; Fungi; Ascomycota; Eurotiomycetes; Chaetothyriales; Herpotrichiellaceae. The transcript has 4 exons. Bases 1 to 1818 code for a protein of 605 amino acids.